Messenger RNA from Etheostoma cragini (Arkansas darter), 1602 nucleotides. Its product is annotated as porphobilinogen deaminase-like. The transcript is spliced from 14 exons. Lineage: Eukaryota; Metazoa; Chordata; Actinopteri; Perciformes; Percidae. The coding region runs from base 196 to 1272 and encodes 358 amino acids. The record is from RefSeq and is a predicted model, not a curated record. Gene Ontology annotation, molecular function: hydroxymethylbilane synthase activity. Gene Ontology annotation, cellular component: cytoplasm. Gene Ontology annotation, biological process: heme biosynthetic process.
AACUGAAAGACGGAACAAGGAAACGACCUCUAGACGGAUCUUUGGUUCCGCGUUCAUUCAUUGGAGGAGCUAAUGGGCGCUGAGAGGAGUUCCCUGGACUGUUUUCAAGGAUUUCAUGGUUUUUAAUGGUCUCAGUGUCAAGUAAAGCGCACCGGUAACCCGUGCGACGUCAGCAAAGUGAACCGGACCAUCGACAUGUCGGACGAAGCAAGUUCUCUGGACGGCAAUGGCAAGGUGUGUCGGGUCAUCCGGAUUGGAACCCGCAAGAGCCAGUUGGCACGCAUCCAGACUGACAGCGUGGCGGCAAAGUUGAAAGAACUGAACCCUGACAUCAACUUGGAAAUAGUUGCCAUGUCAACGAUAGGAGACAAAAUCCUUGACACAGCUUUAUCUAAGAUUGGAGAGAAGAGUUUGUUCACCAAAGAGUUGGAGAAUGCUCUGGAGAGGAAUGAGGUUGAUCUGGUUGUUCACUCGCUGAAAGACCUUCCCACCACUCUGCCUUCAGGAUUCACCAUCGGGGCUGUGCUGAAGAGAGAAAACCCCCAUGACGCAGUUGUUUUACACCCAAAACAUGUAGGGAAAACUCUUGACACUCUGCCAGAAAACAGUGUGAUCGGCACCAGUUCACUGCGCCGCGCCGCUCAGCUGAAGAAGAGAUUCUCCCACCUGGAAUUCAAAGAUAUUCGUGGGAACCUGAACACGCGUCUGAAGAAGCUGGAUGAGAAGGCGGACUUUGCUGCCAUCAUCCUGGCUGCUGCCGGCCUCAGGAGAAUGGGUUGGGACAACCGAAUCAGCCAGAUCCUUGGGCCUGAAGACUGUAUGUAUGCUGUUGGACAGGGGGCUCUUGCAGUGGAGGUUCGGGCCAGAGAUGCAGACAUCCUGGAGAUGGUGUCUGUCCUCCAUGACCCAGACACUGUGCUACGCUGCAUAGCUGAGAGAGCUUUCCUUAGACACCUGGAGGGUGGGUGCAGUGUUCCAGUGGCUGUACACACCGAAGUGAAGGACUCCCAGCUCUACCUGACGGGGGCAGUGUACAGCCUGGACGGAUCAGACAGUCUGAAGGAAACCAUGCAGACUAGCGUUGCUGCUGAUGACAAGAGCAUAGAGGAGGUGGACGAGCAGUCCCAGCGGGUGGGAGUCACAGCCAGCAAGAUUUGUGGCGAAGCCCAGGACAGGGCUGAGCAACUGGGGAUCGACCUGGCCAACUUACUGCUGAGCAAAGGAGCCAAGGAGAUCCUGACAGUGGCCAGGCAGCUCAACGACGCCAGAUAAUCCCGCCCUGCUCAGGGGCAGGGCUCCGGAGGUGGCCAGGUCCUCACGUGCAGUCAGUCACUGCCUUGUGUCAAGAAAAAACUUGAAUUCCUUUUUAUUUUACACAUUUGAAGUUGCGGGAGAACAAUUAAUAAAAAGUGACUUACAGUGGCACUAGGUUAUCUCAGUAAAUGGCAGAUUUGAAACACUACUCGGACCAAAGCUCAGUGUGGUAGAAACUUACUGGGAUUAACAGUGAAAGCCCAAAAUGGCCUUUAAAUAAUGUUGUCAACACUUACGGUACCAUCACUGGCUGAUAUCCUCAUGGUGAAACUGCUUUUUGUUUUUGUU